AUGGAGUCGUCGGAAAGCCAUGGAUUGCUCUCGCCUCCGGCGUCCGCCGCGUCCCCUGCUGCGAGCGGCACGUCUUACCACAAUCGAACUGCGACCCUGCCGACACCGCGGUCCCAUCCUCUACGGCCCGGAUCGCAGAAAGAAAUUGCGCUCAUAAAUUACCUUGACGACCGGAUCCUGAGGAUUUCCAGACGAUAUGCAAAGAAGUUCAGUGACGAAGGGCUCCAAAAUGAUGACACACCAGGCUACACUACGUAUGAUGAGUUUGUGGCCGACGCAGACCCUCUGGUGGACGUUGUCUGGGUGAGCGGAACACCAACCAUACAAAUCCCGUACCUCCUUACCCUGGCAGGGUUGGUCUGCUCUUAUCUACAAGCAUUUCCUUUUUCAAUGUCGUUCUUCUACAUCGUCGCCAAACUUGACCAAGGGUUCGUGGCCCUUUUACAGCCUUCCGAAAAUGGUAGCGCUCCGGGGGCCACGUCUCAUUCAGUGUCAACAACAGAGAAGGUUCGUAUCAAAUCACUGGUUGAAGAAACACGAGUUGCAGCCGUCCGCGCUGCCUCUGCCAGUGGACAUCAAGCCAAUAUUCACGACAUUUCUGAAGUCGACACCACGGAUGAAGAUGAAGAUCAGGAAGACAACGAUGGAGAUGAUGGCGGCGAUCUUGAUUCUGACUCGAUAUCCCUCGGCAUAGCAAAGGUCUACAAAAGAACUUUGGAAAUCCUGGGUGAUUCUCUGGUUUCUGAGGUGCUGUCGCAACAUGAAGGCGCCAUAACUGAAACAUCCAGAGAUGAGAUGAGGGAUGGCUGA
Messenger RNA from Exophiala dermatitidis NIH/UT8656, 810 nucleotides. RefSeq lists its product as uncharacterized. NCBI's taxonomy places the organism in Eukaryota, Fungi, Ascomycota, Eurotiomycetes, Chaetothyriales, Herpotrichiellaceae. Gene Ontology annotation, cellular component: transcription factor TFIIH holo complex. The transcript has 2 exons. The coding region runs from base 1 to 810 and encodes 269 amino acids. The record is from RefSeq and is a predicted model, not a curated record.